Messenger RNA from Sander lucioperca (pikeperch), 908 nucleotides. Its product is annotated as WD repeat-containing protein 18-like. The record is from RefSeq and is a predicted model, not a curated record. Gene Ontology annotation, cellular component: nuclear pre-replicative complex. The transcript has 6 exons. Gene Ontology annotation, biological process: rRNA processing; DNA-templated DNA replication. NCBI's taxonomy places the organism in Eukaryota, Metazoa, Chordata, Actinopteri, Perciformes, Percidae. The coding region runs from base 66 to 908 and encodes 280 amino acids. Gene Ontology annotation, molecular function: protein binding.
AGUGACGUAUCAGUGCCGCGCCGGGUCUCGUCUCCGCGUGUGUAUCUUGUUGUGGUGGAUGCAACAUGGCGGCUCCUCUGGAGGUGAUCGUGAGCAGCGACUCCGCAGCGCAGAUGUGGAACAGCACCGUGUUCGACCUGCACAGCGGCUCGAGCCUGCUGUCGUACCGGGGCGGGAACAGCACGGCCCGGACCCUCACCGUGCUCCGCGGGGAGUACCUGCUGUCCGCGCAGCUGGGCAAGAACUUCAUCAACGUGUGGGAGAUCCAGCGGAAGGACCAGCUGCAGCAGAAGCUGAUGUGUCCAGGUGUAGUUACCUGUCUCUCUGCGUCUCCUAACGGACUCUUCCUCGCCGCCGGAGUCGCCGAGGCCGUUUACCUGUGGGAGGUGUCGACGGGGAAGCUGCUGUCCGUCCUCAGUCGUCACUAUCAGGACGUCACGUGUCUGAAGUUCACAGACGACGGCAGCCAUUUUGUUUCUGGAGGAAAAGAUAACCUGGCUCUGGUGUGGAGUCUGGCCAGUGUGAUCCAGCUGGAUUUAAGCCACACCCCCGAGCCGCGUCAUGUCCUGUCUCGUCACUCUCUACCAAUCACAGACCUGCACUGCGGCAUGAUGGGAGCUCAGGCCAGAGUCGCCACGGCCUCCUUAGACCAAACCGUCAAGGUUUUGGGAGUUGUCUUCUGUGAGUUGCUGCUGUCUGUCCUGUUUGACGUGGAGAUCAUGUCUGUGACGUUUGACCCCUGCGAGUACUUCCUGUUCUGUGGAGGAAGUGACGGAAACAUCUUCCGGUGUCUCUGUGCAGUCAGUGCCUCCUGUGUUCAGGCUUUAAAUGAUCUGAACCAAUCACAGGCCACUCCAGAUUGGCUAGGGAAGGGGGAAGGAGGGGGCGGUCAUAGAGAGAGCUGUUAG